UCGCAGAUAGGGCUAUCUGUAUCAAUAAAUACAACAGGGAACGAAAACAAAACGCGGACACAGAUUGGUAUGAUUUCCGCGAAAUUACACACUGCUUUUUCUCUCUCCGCCCCUCUUCUCCUGUAGCAUUUAAUCAGUGAUCUGUUUCACUUUGUAGCGCCUAGUUAGUGCCUUACAACUAGACACGUUUACCCUUUAGAAGGAAAAGUUAUUUUUUAAGAAUGGCCUUUUAUCCACAGGAGCCGUUUUACAACCCGGUGAUCCCCUUUAAUGGGUCAAUUCAUGGACGUCUACAGGAAGGCAAAAGUAUCAUUAUAUCUGGCCGAGUCUUUCCAGGAGCAAACAGAUUCCACGUGAAUCUACAGUGCGGUUCGGCAGCAGGGGCAGAUGUCGCCCUUCACUUCAACCCGCGAUAUGAUGCCAGCCCUGGUUAUGUGGUGACCAAUACCUUCCAGAACUCCAGAUGGGGCCAAGAGGAGCGAAAGCAUCCAACUCCCUUUCUGCAGGGAUCAUGCUUCAACCUAAUGAUCCAAGUUGGUCGGGACUCAUUCAAGAUUGCCACUAAUGGUAGCCACUUCAUGGAGUUCAGACAUCGCAUCCAUUUUGCUGCUGUGGAUACGAUCCGUGUGGAUGGAAUGGUGGAGAUCAGUUCCAUAGCUUUCCAGAGCCCUCAGCCCUGCACCCCCCAGCCUGCAUACCCUCCACAGUGUGCUUUCCCGCCGCAUAGAUAUCCUCCACAGUAUGCUGUUCCUGGCGUCCCAGCUGGAUAUCCGGUUCCUUCUCCAUAUCCGCCACCAGUAGUCUAUACAGUGCCAUACAAAAGCGUCAUAAAUGGUGGAUUCUACCCUGGAAGGACUAUAACAAUCCAAGGUGUGAUCAACGGCGCUGCCAAAAGAAUAGCUGUGAACCUGCGCCACAGGACUGGUAUAGCACUCCACUACAACCCGCGCUUUGACGAGAACACAGUGGUGCGUAACAGCCAAAUGCGCGAGAAGUGGGGUAGUGAGGAGCGUGGAGGUGGAAUGCCCUUUCACCGCGGCCAGCAGUUCAUGCUGACUAUUGUAUGCAGUCCUCAAAGUUACAAUGUUAUGGUGAAUGGCAAUCAAGUGCACACCUUCAGGCAUCGCCACAGCAACCUUCAGGAGAUCGAUAUGUUGGAGGUUGAUGGAGACUUGACUCUCAACUCUGUCACAGUCUAGGCAGAAAAUGACCAAAACCAUUCAGCACAAGAGAUCACAAUUGUAUCUUCUUUAUUGUUGAUGUACCGGUAUAUACCAAUUCUAUUUUACCAAUACAAUAAUCAAAUGACUAACUAACCUAAUGUAUCCUCUUUUGCUUUCCUGGAAAAAAGUAAAUCUCAAAAUGUUUUUGACAAUAGCCUAGUUUACAUUUAAGCUAGUAUAAUAAUACCAAAAUGUACAUUGCGUAAGAGCCAAAAAUAAAGAAUAAUAAUAAAAACAA
Molecule: messenger RNA, 1461 nt
Organism: Alosa sapidissima (American shad)
Lineage: Eukaryota; Metazoa; Chordata; Actinopteri; Clupeiformes; Clupeidae
Product: galectin-9-like
Exons: 11
Coding region: 222-1199 (325 amino acids)
Biological process (GO): negative regulation of CD4-positive, alpha-beta T cell proliferation; positive regulation of gene expression; negative regulation of type II interferon production
Cellular component (GO): nucleus; cytosol
Molecular function (GO): galactoside binding; carbohydrate binding
Source: RefSeq, a predicted model, not a curated record